AUGGCCAGUCCGCCCCUGCUUAAAGCACACAUGAGGAUUCACACUGGAGAUAAACCACACGCAUGCCAUCACUGUGAAAAGAGUUGUACAACUGCAAGUGUUCUUAAGAGACAUUUGAGAAUUCACACCAGAAAGAAACCUUACACUUGUCAACAAUGUGGAAAGAGUUUCAAAGUUGAAUCUAGCCUUAAGAUACACACAAGAAUUCACACUGGAGAGAAACCUUACACGUGUCAACUAUGCAGAAAGAGUUUCACCUUUCAAUCAGGCCUUAUAUUGCACAUGAAAACUCACAGUGGGGAAAAGCCACACGCAUGCCAGCAUUGUGACAAGAGUUUCACAACUGCAAGUACACUUAAGAUACAUUUGAGAAUUCACACUGGAGAGAAACCUUACACGUGUCAACAGUGUGGAAAGCGUUUCUCAUUUAUAUCCAGCCUUAAGAUACAUGCAAGAAUUCACACUGGAGAGAAACCGUUCACAUGCCAUGAGUGUAAAAAUUUUUUCAGAAAUAAAAGUAACCUUGCAACACACAUGAAAAUUCACAAUGGAGAGAAACCUCACGUGUGUCUUCAGUGUGGAAAGAGUUUCAGUAUGGAGCAUCACCUUAAGAGACACAUGAUGAUUCACAGUGAAAAGAAACCUCACGCAUGUCUUCAGUGUGAAAAGACUUUCAGAGAUAAAACGAGACUUGAGAUUCACAUGAGAAAUCACACUGGAGAGAAACCUUACAUAUGCUCUCAGUGUGAAAAGGGUUUUACAAGUGAAGUCGGCUUUAAGAGACACAUGACAGUUCACACUGGAGAAAAGCCGUUUGCAUGUCAACAGUGUGGAAAGAGUUUUAGAAUGAAAUUUGACCUGAAUGCACACUUGAGAAUUCACACUGGAGAGAAACCAUACGUGUGUCAACAGUGUGGAAAAGGUUUCAAGACAAAAACAAACCUUAAUGCACAUUUGAGCACUCACACUAAAGCGAAACCGUUCACAUGCCAUGAGUGUGAAAAGAGUUUCAAAACAAAAGCUACCCUUAAAAAACAUGCAAAAUUUCACACUCAAUAGAAAUCAUUCAUGUGCAGGGCCGGAGUGCGACUCAUUUUCAGCCCUGGAGUUUUAUGCCUUAGACCGGCCCAAUUUAGUUCACGACUGACUAUAAUAUCAGUGACUAUAUAGCUGUAAUAUCUAUAAUAUCAGUGAUUAACAUAACUGACUGAUAUAGUAUCAUUACAUGCUCAGUAGUAUACAGUAUAAGUCUGCAAUGGUGCACCGUUCUCUGCAGCCUUGCAAUUCAUUGUAUUUUUCAAAUAUAUCAUUUCCAGUUCAAUGCAAAUACGAUUUUUGCCAUAAUCGUGUGGCCCCAUAGUUUAAGAGUAUUUAAGUAAACUUAUUCAAAAACUAGAAAUUUAGAAAUGAAUACAUAACUAAAUACAUAGAAAAAAAGAGAGAAAAAGGAAAAAGUAGAGAACAACACAUGAGGGAUGUAAUACAUUUUAGUGCCACAGCAAAAAGAAUUUGUAAUAAAUAUAUUUUAGCUCUACCCUCAAAGCCCUCUGGGCGCACACUCAGAUGGGCAAUUCUAGGGUCUUCUGGGAUUUCAAAAUGGAAGAUUUCUUUAAGGGCAGCGAAUAUAUCUUUCCAGUAAUUUCUUAAUUUUGGACAUGACCAUAAAAUAUGGGUGUGGUUGCCAAUAUGCUGGCCACAGUUUUUCCAGCACUUGUCUGAGCACGAAGGAUUCCAUUUUGAAAUUGUCUGUGGAGUUUGGAAAAAUCUGGUUAUUAUCUUCCAUUUGAAUUCCCUCCAAUUAUUAGAGUUGGUCACAAGGUGUACCUCACUGCAAACUUCCUCCCAAGUUUCCAGAGGAACUGUUUAUAUGUAUAUUCUCCUUUAUAUGUAAUGUAUUAUUUGGGUUCUUCAAUAGAAAUAAUAGAUAUACUCUAGAAAUUAUUUUUUUUGAUUGCAUGUCCAUUAUGUAUUUCUUUGAAAAGCAAUUCUACUGGAGAGGGUUUUUUCACGGUUUUGUUGUAAGGAAAUGUCUCAAUUGUAAGUAUCUAAAAAAUUCAGACCUUGGGAGUGUAAAUUCUUUUCUAAUCUGGUCAAAUGAUUUAAGUGUCAUUGUGAAAUAAUUGGUGAAGAUAAUUAAGUCCAUAUUGAGACCACUUUUUGAAACCCACAUCUGUCGAGAUGGUGGGAAGUUAUUGAGAUAUCCAAUACUUGCUGCUGAUGAAAUUUUAUUGGACAGACUACAUGAGGUUUGACCAAAUUAUGUUGAUUUUUAAAAGUCAUAUAAGCAUCCCGCAAUCAAAUGUGCUGCUACAUCAUGCAAAUUUUUGCAAACCUCCAUUUACCUGAAUAAAAACAAUUUUUACUUUGAAAUUGAUGCGCUGUCUU
Messenger RNA from Misgurnus anguillicaudatus (oriental weatherfish), 2385 nucleotides. The record is from RefSeq and is a predicted model, not a curated record. NCBI's taxonomy places the organism in Eukaryota, Metazoa, Chordata, Actinopteri, Cypriniformes, Cobitidae.